This is a messenger RNA of Thamnophis sirtalis, 4143 nucleotides long. The record is from RefSeq and is a predicted model, not a curated record. NCBI's taxonomy places the organism in Eukaryota, Metazoa, Chordata, Lepidosauria, Squamata, Natricidae.
CCAAACGCAGCCCGGCCAGUCCGGAAAGUGCAUACAUUUGGGAAGAGAGCAAACUCCAUCAAGAGAGAUCCUAACUCUCCUGUUAUAAUGCGUGGCUGGCUUUAUAAGCAGGAUAGCUCUGGGCUGAAACUAUGGAAACGGCGUUGGUUUGUCCUUUCCAAUUACUGCCUCUUCUACUACCGAGAUAGCCGUGAAGAGAUGGUUUUGGGCAGUAUCCUCCUCCCCAGCUAUGAGAUUCGGACAGCUUUCUCCAAGGAGAAGAAGAACCGUCGCUUUGUAUUCAAGGCUGAACACCCUGGCAUGCGGACUUACUAUUUCAGUGCCGACACCCAGUUGGAUAUGAAUAGCUGGAUCAGGGCCAUGAACCAGUCAGCUGCUGCUGAGUGCAACUGUGGAAACCUCAAUCAAGGGGGUCUCCACAGCCAGUCAGUGUCUGCCCACACCAGCUUUGAGGACAUCCGGCUGCCCCAGGGUGAUUGUGCCAAAAGCACCGAAUCACUAGAAGUUGCCCAUCUCUCAGAGAUCCAGGAAGCCCGGGCCUCCUCGUCUGAGAGCCUCCACCUGCCUGACAUCCAGACAGGAUCUCCUUGCGUUAAGAGGGCUUCUUUAUCUAGUUCACUCAACGGGAGCUUCUGCUGUGAAAAGAAAGAGCAGCCAGAACUGAGCUCCCUGUCAUCCCAGACACAUGGAUGUCCCUCUCCUAUUAGUUGCACCAAGUUCGCUUCCCGGCCACGGAGCCCACUACCGCCUUCAUCUGAGAGUCCACCUCCUCCUUCUCCAUCUCAGAUAUCUCAGCCUUCCCCUGUGUUUUCACUGCGUUCCUCACGCGCUUAUUCCCUCCCAGUAGCCCCAGCCGAGUCCCCAAAGUUGCCACAGGCUCACCUCCCGAACAUGCAUGAUCCCCACUGGAGCCUUCAUGAUGCCCAUCGGAGCCCUCCGCGAUCUGUAGUUGCACAGGCUGCCUCCUGUGAUGACCUCUCUAUCAUGAGCUCGCCAAGGAGUCUGCAUGCCAAUAUUCCCAUGGGGAGGGUGGACAUUGCCCCCAACAAAGGCCUUCCCAAUAACCCUUACGCUGUUGUAUCACCGGCCCACAAAGGCCACUCUCUGACUCCUGCAGACCGGUAUGAUGUGUUCCCUACUUCUGAAGACUCCUAUGCCAGGCGCUACGCUCAAAGUCCUCAUCUCCAUAGAGUCCGGCCUGUGGGUGAAGAUGGCUUAGCCCCCUCAAUAGGGAGACCGCAACAAAACAGAUUUGCAGACCGAGGUUACCUCUCUCCAUCAGUUGGCCCGUCCCGUGCUUUGGUCAUGUCCCGGCUUCAUGGCCGAUUGAUAACCCCCCACUCUGCCUCAUCAAGCUACCUGCACCUACCACCCCUUCCUCCCCUGCCCAAUCGGCCCACCCCAGGAAAAAGGACAUCUAUAGGGAUCACGGGUCGAAACACACUCCGGGAAAGGAGUACCCAAUCUCCUGGCAGGCAACGGUUUGAAAGUGACACUGAUGCUCUCUUGACAAAAUUGUGCGGCCAAGACAAGGUGCUUCGAGGUCUGGAAGAAGAGACAGGUCAGCUCCGUAUUGAAAAGGAACGCCUUGAAAAGGCCUUGGAAGUAACACACUUGAGGCUGGAGGAAUUUAAAGGCCAAGAUGCCACCGUGGAGAAGAUCUGCUAUCAACAAAGACAACUACAAGAUGAACUGGUACAUACUCGUGCCCGUCUCUGCGAUCUCGCUCUGGACAGUGAACGAGUAUGGGAGGAUUAUACGGCCUUGGAAAAUGAUGUUCAGAUGCUGAAGGGUUCCUUGGAGCAUAUCCGGACUGCCGGGCAUCCCCAGGAUCAAGCAGCAGCUCAACAGGAUUUGUGGAGAAUCCACGACAUCUUGGCAGGACUGAGAUGCAGCCCAGCAAAUUAUCACACCCUGGAAAACCGAAGAUCAGAUGUGUCUCCAAGCUCACCCCCACCUCUGGAUUCUCAUUUGGGGGCAAAUCAUCACUCUUUGUUCUCCUGCACUGAAACAAAGGAAUCUACUCCCAUCUAUGGGCCGGAGACAGGAAAACCAGCCAGAAUGGGGAGCAAACAGCAGGAUAGCCCUGGUUCAGCAAACUGGCAGCAAAGUCCAUCUACCUCCAGCAGAGGGCAGUUGGGAGCAUCUCAGCAUGUGGAUGGACUCAAGGGGUCCCCAAACCAUCCCUCCACUGAGCCCCCAGAGAGUGAGAAAGGGAAGGUUGGCAGAGGAGAAGAUUCUAUUAGACCAGACCUAGAAGGCUGCAUCCAUAGAAGUGAAGGUUCUACCCAGCCUUUCCUCCAGGAGCUCAAAAGUGCCAUCCGUAGCAUUCCUUUUUCUUUUUCCAAAGAACAAUCCUGUGAGGUGGCCUCUUCCGAAACGACGGUCCCGCGGCGAUCCCGCAUGAGCGCCCAGGAACAGCUGGACAGGAUGCAGCGGCACCAGGAGGCCAAACGGAAAUCUGAGGCUGCCCAGCCCCCACCCUUGGGCCACUGGCGAGACUCUCUCAAGCAUGGGUCUAGCCGGCCCCUUCCCAAUGCCCCCCCUGAGUCAUCACCCAAGGAGGGAAUGCAAAUUGGGGAAGUCAAGCCUCCUCGGUGCCCCCCAACCCCUGAGUGGGAGCGACAGCGGGUAAUGCAGCUCUCCUAUGCGCUGGCGACCGAGGCUUCGCAGCGGGGAAAACUCCUCACAGGAAGGACCAGUUCUCGCUCCUCCCUAGAUGAUUUGCUUGCCUCAGAAGAUGGCUUGAACCAUCACUAUUUUCCUGGGGAUGGCACCUGCAUAAAGCUAGACUCUAGCAAUACAACAGAUGGACACAAUCAAACAAAUACUCAGAGUCCCAGCUGUAGCACUGACCCUAAAGUUGCAAAUCAGGUGCCAGCGUCACCCCAAGCAAACAAACCAAUGUUCAGUUCCUCAGAAGCUUCUGACUGGUCCUUGCCUUGCCCUUGCGAGGAAAGUUGGUUGCCAUCCAAGCUGAAGACUCCACAGCCAGCAUCCCACCUGUUUGACCCAGCCAGAGAGGAGCCAUUCCUACUCGGCGGUCCUCAUUGGGAGGAACCUUUGCCUCAGGCAACCAAUUGGAAUGGAUGUUUUUGCAGAACAGCCAAUUGGGUUCUGCCUCCUGUAUGGGACUUAGAGAUGUGGGCAGCUGAUCAAAAGCUAGUCGGCAAUCCAAGCCUAAACAAUGGGAGAUGCAUCCAUUGGAGAGGUGAGCCUCAACAGGUGGCAGCAUAUUUUGGAGAAAUGGCACAGCCUGUUAAGGUCACCUUGAUAAAAUCAAGUUUUUAACUGAAGUGGGAUGAAGAGAAGAUCUAAAGUGUCAUAAAAGAAUAGGGGCCAGUCUUGGAGAUGGUUGCCUGCUCUCUUAGAAAUAUUCAAAAUAAGAACAUAUAAAACCUUGGCCUUUUAGAUCAGAAACACCAUAUCUCCUGUAUGUGAACAUCUCCAGCAUACCAUCUGUAUUUCCCAAUUGAAUUUUCUCAGUUACUUUCUCACCAACUCAUCUAGUCUAGAAAAACCAUGAUUUUUUUUGUUUAGUUUUCGUUGUUGCUCCAGUCCUAGACGCUCCCGGAAACAAAUCAUGAUGAGUUCCAUGGUCUCAGUCUAUAGCAGUGUUUCUCAACUUUGGCAGCUUUAAGAUACCUGGACUUCAAAGUAUCUUAAAGUUGCUAAAGUUAAGAAACACUGGUCUACAAAUUUAUAUACUGGGUUGGGAAAUGGGGGCACUCAAUUUCAAAUCCAUACGUAUUCAAGACGUUUAGUAGUUAUGGCAGAGAAUGCUCUUACUCUUUGAUUUUUAGGAGGUCAAAAUCCACCAAGAUUGCUUCAGGAAGUGUUUCCCCUUUAAGAAAAAAAAAAGCUAAAGUAUCCUUGUAUAGAUGCCUGUUUAUAAUGGGGAACUCCUAAAAAAUAAGGUUACCAUGUACAAAUAUUUGAUAAAUAGAUAGACAUCGGUGGAUUCCUGACCAUUAGUGUCUGCAGAUAUUCCUAUUCGACAAAUAAAUUCCAAAGGCAUAUCAUACUGUACAUCCUAGUUGGAUGAUACUAAUACUUUCUGCAUUUUUUUAAAAGAUGCAGCUUUAGAUCCCACCUUUAUUAUUUUUAUAAAUAAUUCAACAUGGCAAACAUAACAAAUACUCC